AUGAAUGAAUUAUCAAAAUAUCUUACAGUCAAUAGCAUCCAUCAAAAUUUUAACACUUUCGAAGACUCAAUAGUUGUAAUCCUUGACAUGAUGGACGUUGGGUUCAAAUCAAGUGUAACAGAGACCUCCUCACAUACAAUCUUUUUAUACUUGAAAAUGAUUUUGUUUGAAAUGAAUAAAAGAUCAUCCUCAAAUAUUUUAAUCUUUAUAUCAUCAAAUGAACACUUUAACUCAUUGAUAUGA
Messenger RNA from Heterostelium album PN500, 243 nucleotides. RefSeq lists its product as uncharacterized. The transcript is spliced from 2 exons. The record is from RefSeq and is a predicted model, not a curated record. Bases 1 to 243 code for a protein of 80 amino acids. Lineage: Eukaryota; Evosea; Eumycetozoa; Acytosteliales; Acytosteliaceae.